AUGCAUAUCUACACUCGAUUGUACGUUUUGCUUCUAUCCCUAGCUGGACCGACUUCAGCAGCCCUCAACUGCCGGCCAGAGGGACCAGUUCUACCCAAACCGAAUCUCGGCGGCUCGCCGAUCUUAAAGUUAGCAGGGCAAAACCUCACACAGACUCUAGAUGAUGCCGUGCAGGGCGUCAUUAAAGCAGGAUGGCCUGUGGAGAAUGUGUCUUUUUCCCUGGCUGUUGUGUCCACGUAUCAGAAGAGUGCAGGUGUCCCUAUUUGGGAGUAUCACCAUCGGGCUGAGAAGAACGACCGAGGUGUCAAAAAUAUCACUCGUGAUUCGCAGUACCUGAUUGGCUCUGUGAGCAAGGUCAUCUCGGACUAUAUUCUUCUCAAGUCUGGGGUCGACAUUGAUCGUCCUGUUACCGACUUUAUUCCAAAGCUGAAUAGCUCCAGGUCCAAGGUUCAAUGGAAAGACAUUACACUGCGCAUGCUUGGAUCGCAGUUAAGCGGGGCACCUGCAAAUAACGGAUUCUCGGAGUACUAUUAUCUGAAAGAAUUCUUCGUCCAAUCUGGGUUCCCGCCAAUUAAGGACUCAGAUUACCCACCAUGCGGCGCCAUAGGUCUCAAUCAAGGCUGCUCUGUAGAUGAGAUUCUCGAGGGCAUGAUAAGCCAAUACCCGGUCACGGCGCCCAUGGAGCGCCCAGCUUACUCAAAUAUUGCAUUUGUAGUUUUUGUCCUGGCACUUCAAGAAGCCACUGGGAAGAACUACACGGAGUUGGUGGCGGAUAUUGUGUCCAAGCCGCUUGACUUGCGGAAUACUCUUCCAUCCCCCGGGGAAGAUUGCAAGGCUAUGAUUCCCCCGGGAGAAAGCUCUUGGGGUACAGAUUAUGGAUACAAUGCCCCUGGUGGCGGCUUGGUGUCAUCCGUGGCCGAUCUCUCCAAGUUCGCUUACGCCCUCCUUACACGGUCCCUCGAUCUAACACCAACGCAAAUACGGAAAUGGUUGAAGCCGGAGGACUGGACUGGCGCGGACAGUGCGGUCGGUAUGCCUUGGGAAUUCUCCCGACCUCUCACCCUUACGCCUUCGCACCCGCACCCAGUCACUGUGGCUGGCAAGGGCGGCGGCCCGCAACUUUACAGCAGCCAGCUGAACAUAGUAGAUGAAUACGGAGUGGGUCUCAUCAUGCUCUCUGCGGGAAACUCGGGGGCUUCCACGGUUCUCUCCGACGCUCUUCUCGCGACCUUUGUACCAGCGGCAGACGAGGCCUCAAGGGACCAAGCAGAAAAGCAGUAUGCCCGCACUUUCAAGUCUGAGCGUACCAGCACACAAAACAAGUCGGUCGAGGCGAGCUUCAAGUUGGACAAUGAUUCUCUCGUCAUCUCUGAAAUUCGUCAUGGUGGCGACGACGUCUUUGGUGGUAUCAAGAAGAUUUGGGGCCUGACCAUCGGCCAGUAUACGGCGACUUUCGGCUCUGCAAUGAGGCUCUUCCCCACGGACCUGUAUCAAACGACUCAGAUGGAUGGGAAGAAUGUCGCUGCGGAGGUUUGGCGUCUGUGGCCGGAGUUUGGCGAGCCCAUCGAGUCCGACAUGCCUGGUUCGAAUUCGGGCUUCGAAAACUGUUUACAGUGGACUCUUGGGGAUUGGAUCCAUUACGGAAAAGAGCCUCUUGACAGAGUCAUCUUCUACAAGGACGCUAGUCAGCAUGUUAUUGGCUUUGAGAUGCCUUUCCUUCGAUCUGGAAUCUUGAAACCCAUCUCCGAUCUCGUAGACUCCAUGGCAGGUGGACGAAAAGCGAAGCCUGCACCGCCUCCGCGGCCUACGAACACGCUCAUCGUAGACAACGGCGCAUACACGUUAAAGGCUGGCAUUGUAGCCAACGGGCACGUCGGCGAGCCUCGAAUCAUCCCCAACUGCAUCGUACGCGAUCGAUCGAGAAAGGUCUUUCUCGGAUCCGACAUUGCUAAAUGUAGCGACUUUGGCGAACUGCAAUUCCGACGGCCGGUUGAGAGAGGGUUCAUUGUCAAUUGGGAAGCCCAAAAAGAAAUAUGGGAUCAAGAGCUUUUCGACAAUGCUGCAACCAAGUGCGAUCCCACCGAGGCGCGUCUGAUUCUUUCAGAGCCCCCGAACGGGCUGCCAGUCCUGCAGACGAAUUGCGAUCAAGUUGUCUUUGAGGAGUACGGAUUUGCUAGCUACUACCGAGGUAUUGGCUCGACUUUCAAUGCCUACCACGAUAUUCAAAACCUUUUCCGGACGCCAAAAGAUGCCCCCACGGCGGCAAACGUCCCCGCAGAAGUCAUGUUGGUGGUCGACUCUGGUUACUCCCAUACGACCAUCACGCCCUUGCUUCGUGGGCAGCCACUGCACUCAGCGGUCCGGCGACUCGACGUCGGGGGCAAUCUUCUCACGAAUUAUCUGGCUCGUCUUUUAUCCCUUCGGCACUUCGACAUGCGCAACGAAACAUAUAUUGUCAACGAAAUGAAGGAGGCGGCGUGCUACGUGACACUAGACUUCAAGUCGGACAUUGAGAAGACGUGGAAGGGCACAAGGGGCGAGAAACGACCGUCUCAUAUGUCCGGAGAUGGCAUUGUCAGAGACUACGUCUUGCCGGAUUUUCACACACACACAAAGGGAUCUAUGCGCGAGUAUGACCCCACAAGGCACACCAAGGCGCGAAAACUAGCUGCGGCCGGUCAGACGGAUGAAGAUGUUUUGACGUUGCGCAACGAGCGGUUCGCCGUCCCAGAGCUCAUAUUCAACCCCUUGGACAUGGGCAUGCAGCAACCAGGGUUGGCCGACUUGAUCCAACAAUCUCUGCAACAACUUCCAGUGGGGUUGUGGCCUGGCCUGCUGGCCAAUAUUGUCGUUGUGGGAGGCAGCACUUUGUUUGAUGGCUUCAUCCAGCGUCUCCAGAAGGAGGUGGUGCAACGAGUACCGGACGACUGUGUUGUGCGCGUUGCAAGACCUGCUGAUCCCAUUACUAGUACUUGGUUUGGGGCCGCCAACCUGGCCAGUCACCCCAACAUCGAGAAGCUUGUAGUCACGAAGAAGGAAUACGAGGAACUGGGCUCGGCUUUGGUCGCGCGUAAAUUUGCCGCUGGCCUCAAUCUAACCUGA
Metarhizium acridum CQMa 102 is the source of this 3102-nucleotide messenger RNA. Its product is annotated as Actin- protein 6. Lineage: Eukaryota; Fungi; Ascomycota; Sordariomycetes; Hypocreales; Clavicipitaceae. The record is from RefSeq and is a predicted model, not a curated record.